AAGAAAAUGAGAAGGUGGCUCUGACGAAGGGUUGCGGAGUUUUUUUUUUUGAAUUUUCUUGAGAAAACGAGGGAAAAUGAGAGAAACUUUGGGAAUGGAGAGGCAAAGUGAUGGAACAUACAUAAAGAAAGGACCAUGGACUGCGGAGGAAGAUGAGGUGCUGAUGAAUUACGUGAGAAAAUAUGGCCCCAGAGGGUGGAGCUCCAUUCGAUCCAUGGGACUUUUGCCGAGAACCGGCAAAUCCUGCCGACUAAGAUGGGUUAACAAGCUUAGACCCAACUUGAAAAGUGGAUGCAAAUUUUCAGCAGAGGAAGAGAGGGUGGUGAUAGAUUUGCAAGCACAGUUUGGUAACAAAUGGGCAAAAAUCGCCACUUAUUUGCCAGGAAGAACUGAUAAUGAUGUGAAGAAUUUCUGGAGCGCAAGGAGGAAGAGGCUGGAGAGGAUUUUGCAGACACCUCAACCAAAGUCACAGAAAAACAAAGGCAAAAGUCCUGUUCUUGAUCGACCAUCACCAGCUCUUAAGGUUAGUCCAUGUAGGUCUGCUAGAGUGGGGGAAGGAUCCUCAUCUUGUGAGGAUCAAAUUCAAGUUACUGAAUCUGUUUCUGGUUUAGGAAACACUGAAGAGUUCAGGAUGGUGCCGCUGCCUGAUCUGAUCAAGCCAGAGAUGCUAAGCAUGGAAAUUGAAUUUCCAAUACUUGAUGCUGCACCAAUUCAGAUGUUUCCCUCAACUGAAUCCUCAUUAGAUUACCCUCUCUCUCAUUUACCGCAACCACAACUUGACUUCCCUGUCUUGCCACUGCCACCGUUUGAGGGCCUUGCUCCCAAACCUAGUGAUCACGGUUUCCAAGACAUGUUUGAACAUCAAGAGGGUUCUAAGUCCAAAAAUGAACAAAAAUUGUUGACUAAGUUACCUUCUGUUGGAAUGGAGGGGAAUGCCCAAGUGGCCAAGAAGGAAGACAGGGGUAACCCUGAAACCCCAGACAGCUUCUUUGAUGAAUUUCCAACUGACAUUUUCGAUUAUCUCGAGCCUCUGCCAAGUUCAUUGGAUUGGCAAACUGUUAGCAAUUGGAACCCUAUGAAGUAGAGUUGCAACUGUUACUCGUUAGGCAAUGUGCCAGAAUGGUACUCUGUUGUUGAUGUAAUAUUAUGAUCUGUUGGUGUAAGCUCUGUUGUUGCUGGGAGCUGCGAUAAGAAACUAGGCUAUCUAUU
Messenger RNA from Rubroshorea leprosula, 1209 nucleotides. The record is from the annotation of a GenBank genome assembly. NCBI's taxonomy places the organism in Eukaryota, Viridiplantae, Streptophyta, Magnoliopsida, Malvales, Dipterocarpaceae.